AUGAUGAUGAUGAUGAUGGUCACCAUAAUCGCAGCAGCAGCAGUCUUAGUAGUAGCAAAGGUGCAACGACUGGAACUACGACAGCUGACCUUAUUCUUAUUGAUGGUCAUGGUGCCCCGGUGGGGACUGGGCACCAAGAUGAGGCUUCAGCAAGACGCUGAUGGUGAGCUUCAUGGGGUGAAGCAGGAUGACAAGAAAGGACUACCCUUUGGCAUCUUCAUAUUAAAUAACCAACUCAACAACAUGAAAAAUAGAACAAUUUUUGAAAACAGGCCCACGAGCCGCAUGAUUAGAAGAUCCUCAUCUACUAUGGUGAACUCGUCACUCACGUAAAACAUGAUAAGCAAGAGCUACGAAUCCACAAGCCAGUAAUACACUGCUGAACUAGGUGUAUUAGUGAUAUUAUAAAUGUGUGCUGUUCUUGUAUGAUAGCAAUAGCAGUCAGACGAGUAUAUGUAGGUCUGAAAUCUGCAGCGUUCAAAAUGUCGGUCUAGCCUCCAGAGUUAUUAUAUUUGUCAGCCUUCUAGAGUGUUACUCUUGUAUUGAAAAUUUACACUUAGAAGCAAGUAGUUAAGAAAGCCAGCGUCGACAUAUGUCUGCUAGUGAUCCUGGUGGACCAGUCAUGCCUAACCUAACCCAGCCCGACGCUGAAGUAGUUGACCACAAUGACGAGCAAAAUGUGACAAACUACAAGAUUGAGACUUUGUAACUACAGUGGCACGACACUCACGUCUGAGUAUUUCAUGGAGGGCAAUAAUUAACACACGUCGAAAACUAAUAUUGAGCGCUACGAUCAUGAACAAAAUGAGCGCAGGAACUGCAACUAUUACGACUGUGCCUACUAGCUGUAGUAAAUAUGUUUAUAAGUAACCACUGCUAGUACUAGAAAUAGUCAUAAGCUCCAAACUAUGAAGAGCCACUACCACGUCAUUGAAUUAUAUCGAACAGAACAAAUUCCCGGGCCUCGAGGACCCUUAAGGCGCCUCCAGUGUAUACAUUAAAGGCGGAGCGUGUGGCGCGAUUUUGAAUGUGCUCUGAAUAGAGCAUGAAAUAGAAGGCGUUGACGCUGAUGCUCUCUGGAUGUAGUAGUAAGAGUAGCAUGAUGAUGAACAAUUACGAAAGGGGUACGCCGUAUUAUGUUUGAGCAAUUUAUUACGUCCUGAGGAAUUAUUCCAGCAACUGCAGAAUUAUAAUUAUAUCAUGACUCCAGUCAGCAAUAAAGCGUGCAGGAGUAGAAUCCUCUACUUCAGGACCAGACGUUUGAUGUUACCACCACUGCCGGCAGUUGUGUUGCUCUCCUGAUAGUUCAAAUUUGGACCAAUAUCAUACACCUUUUUUUGCCCUUAUGGCAGUCUGCGCUGAACUUUGUGCGUACUAAUUGGUUGCAUUGCAUUGCACUCCCCGGGCCGGGGUGCCCCGGGAGACGUUAAGGAGGGGAAAAGGAUACUUUAGGGACGUGGGCGGGGGUGAAUGGUUUCACAAGGUGAAACGAGCGCCCGAAGGGCGCGUACUCCCCUCCGCGUUGCGGCAAAGGGAAGCGGGAGCGCGCUGGCUAAAAUACAAGAGGGAGCCGGCAGCACUGCCGCCGGCUUCCUUUGAAAGUGUGGCAGUGCUGCAAAUCUUUUUAGCGGGAGGCGUAUGACGUGCCUGCGAUGAUGAGGCAGGAAGAUCAGCGACAAGACCACCACAACAGAACCACUGAGGCCACCAGCAUCACCAUGCCAGCGCUAUCACCGUCAGCAGAAUGAUGAAGACCACGAAGGCCAAAGCCUGAAGGCGUUGCAACAAGCGCGCAGCAGCUCAAUAAGUAGACGGAAGCCGAUACAUAGCGACAAAGUUAAAAGUUGAGACAUUUCUGCCCUUGAAGUUUCGCUUUUGCGUUUAUUAGUUUUUCAACCAGCAUGCAUCGUGCUUUUUUUCAGUUUUCGUUGAGUUUUUUUAGGUUUGUAGAAGUAACCUAAAUAGUUUUUAGCGUAAGGCCUUGCUUGGUAUUUUUGAAAUUCUUAGGGGAGAAAAUGGCGCCCGCGCAGGUGAAAAAGGUGGAGCAGGGGAAGCACUGCAGGAAAGUGCCGGAGGUGAUUGAAGGGGCAGGGUGGAGGCAAGCGGUCGCGGCGGUGGCGAGUGGGCUCAAGGGCAGCAGUGGCGCGAAGGCACAGGCCUGCGGCGCCGGGCUUGGUGUGGUUCUUCGGAAGGGACGCCAGAAGAGUGGGGCAAGUGCAGCCGCGGGCAAAAAAACGCGCCAAGAAGCUGGGCCAGCGCACUGCUCAGACGUGGCGUCCUUGUGGGCGAGGCAGGAACGUGGGGCGCACGAGUUGGGAGGCGUCGGGCGUGUUGAAAGGCGUGAGAAGGUGGGCCAAGGUGCGGGGCUGUUGCUUGCGGAAAGCGUGAAAGGGGUAGGAGGGUGAGGAGAAGAAAAAGCGGCGAGGAACAAGCGAAGGCAGCGCAGGGAAAGGGGCCAAAAAGGGAAACAGGAAAACAACAAGCAGGAAAAGGAGGAAGAGCAAAGGACAAGGAGGGCCAAAAAGGCGGCGAAAAGCACACGAAGACCGGGCAGCAAGGAGCAAAAGCAGAGAGCAGGCCUGCCAGGAAAGUGGAAAGAUGAAACGCCAACGCGCGGGCGGGGCCCUUUUCGUGGGUUCUGGUUUUUUGGCGUGCAGCUUUUGCGCUUGUGUGUUCGUCAUAUCGGAAAAAGCGAGGGAGGGAGAACAGGAGGAAAAGAGAGAGGGCCCGCGGGUGCUCCUCAUCGGUGGGAAGAGAGAGAGAAAGAAGCGCAGGCGGCUGCCUGUCUUUGUCGUUAGUGCAAAGAUAGAAGCGUGGGGCCCGGGGUGUUCCCUUGAGAAUGAGAGCGAAAAAACGAGAGCCCGCGAAGGCUGUGCGCUAGUGAUAGCGAAAAAAGGGGGGCCCCGUUCGCCCCCAAGAUGGUCGCGAGAAUGAACGAAACCAGGGGGCGCCGGCGGGCAGUUAAAUACGCACCACCACGGGCACCAUUUUCAACGCGCCGGCUGUAGCUGGCGCGGGUGUCGUGUUGGUUCGUGGUUUUUUUCUUCUCUUCUCUCUCUUUGCUUUGUUCGUGGCCUCGUGUCUGAAUUAUAGCGGACAACAAGAGCAAAGGGAAACGGAGGCCCGCGAGAACCGUCCGCAAAGACAGCGGAAAAGGGGGGACCUUGUUCGCAAGAUGGUAGCAAGAACAAGCAGCCAGGAGGCGCCGGCGGGCAGUUGAACACACAGACACGACCACGGGCACCAUUUUCAACGCGUCGGCCAUAGCUGGCGCGGGUGUUCGCGGCUUUCUCUUCUCUUCUCCCUCUUCUUCCCGUUCGUGGCCUUUUGUCUGACUGAGCUAUAGCGAACAAGAAGGACAACGGAAGACGGAGGCCCGCGAGGGCUUCCCGAAAGUGAUAGCGAAUAAAACGGAGGCCCGCGAGGGCUGUCUGAUAGUGAUAGCGAAAGAAGGGGCGCCCCGUCCUCAAGGUGGUAGCAAGAACAUACAGGCAACCAGGAGGCGCCGGCGGGCAGUUAAACACGCACCACCACGGGCGCAGUUUUCAACGCGUCGGCCGUAGUUGGCGCGGGUGUUCGCGGUUUUUUCUUCUCUUCUCCCUCUCUGUCUUGUCUGUGGCCGCCCGGUGUCUGAACGAUAGCGAACAACAAGGACAAAGGAAAACGGAGGCCCGCGAGGGUCGUCCGAUAGUGAUAACGAAAGAAAGGGGGCCGGCUCCAAAGAUGGCAGUAAGAACAAGCAACCAGGAGGCGCCGGCGGACAGCUAAACACGCGCCACCACGGGCACCAUUUUCAGCGCGCUGGCUGCAUUUGGCGCGGGUGUUCGCGGGUUUGUUUGCUUGGCAAUGAGGUCGGGGCGAAUCUAAUCCAGGACGGGGCGGGGCUUCAUCUUUAUCAGCCAUAUCGUCAGAAGCUUUGGCCAAAGAAGUGCUGACAGGAGCCCCGGGGGACUUAUCCGAUCUGAACCCGUUGGAGCUCGAGAAAACGCCUCGGAAGUCGGAGGCUUUUGGGGGGUCGUUGCUUCGUUUAAAGGAGCGGGUGGAGGGUAAACUUCGGGCGAAGCUCUGGGGGCGAGGUUGUUUGGGGUGCGACGUGGUGACUUUGUCUUUUUCGUGGCAGGUCCCGGCAGCGGAUGACAGACCUGCCUGCCAGCUCCGUCGAUAGUGGUUGGAAAUUCGGGUGAGGAUCUGGAAGAGGAGUCCAUGGGAAAGAAGAAGAUGGCGGCUGCAGUUAUCACUGCGCCGGCUGGGCGGGUAAUUGUGGCUGACCCAAAACUGGAGGGCAGAUGGGAGGGCCUCCCGUCUCGUAUGCCGGAGGGGCAUAUGGCAGGCUGAGCAGGAAGGGGGCGCCGCUGCACUGGAAAGAAUGCCUCCGGAGCGGACGGCGAAUUCUGAGUUCUUGGCGCGUCGGCUUUCGACUUGUCAGUCUGAGUUUGUAUGGCGUGGGAAUCUAUUGCGUUCGCCUGCGGGUGAGUGCAGCCCCUGCACAUUGUUGGAGGGCAGGGACCAUCCCGCAGGGCGGCUUGCCGCGUGCAAUUUCCUGGGUGUCUUUUCUGGAAGGGUUUGGCACUUCCCGGAAGGGUAAGAGGCUGAGGGAUCUGCUGAAACAGAUGAGGGAGCAACUACAGCGCCCCUCGGUGGCGGAGCGCUAUGGGGGUACUUUCUUGCCUAGGCGUCGGCUUUAUAGGAAAACGGAGAAAACGGGGGACCGUGUUACUAUUUCUGGCGCGAUCGAUGGCCAUUUGAUGGACCGCGAGACGGUUCGGAUUUCUGACAGUGCGGCGCUUCGGCUCGGCAGGCGUGCGGCCUUGCUUGGGAAAGGUUGGCGGCGCUCUUUCAGGAGGCAGCAACUGCCGCGGCGAGACGUGCCGGGGAGAUCGCGGAUCACAGUGCUGGAAGAGCUCGCAGAGAAUAUUUCCAUGCCUUCAAGGACAGGCCAGACAGGUCGCAGCAUUCGCGUGAUCUACUUUCGCGACAGACCUGCCCACGGUUUCGGCGGCUUGGGGUCGUCGAGCGUCCUUCCUAGAUAGUGCCCCGCGUGCUGACUACACAGAGCAGGGCGGGCGGGAGUGCCAUGCGGGUCGAGUGCCGGCGGCUCUUUGUCGCUGCAAAUGUAGCGAAGGGCUGCGGAUUGGAUAGACGUGCCCGGGUCUCACAGAGUUCGCCAACGCAACACAACAUCGACGGCACCGCUAUCAAGUGAGACGCGCACGAAAUAGUUAGCGAGUGUCGACUGCUCUACGUCAGUCGCCUCGCGUUCUAUUUCCAUCGCUGCCGGUUAUGGAUGACGGUCGUCAGAUUGUUGACUGUGAUCGGGUGGGGUCUGAUAUUUGGGCAGGCGCGGACACUCAUUCGUGACGAAGGGGGGACGCCGUUCUGGAUUGCGCUGUGGAACCCCGACAGGCCUACCGCUCUGCCGGCCGGGUCGCCGUCAGGUUUCCUGGCGUCGCACGCUGUCGGAAGAUCGUUCGCGGCUGCGAGGAAAACAGGGGUGGCGGCCGGUCUGAGUUUAUUAACCACUACGGCCCCAUGACUGUGGCGAGGAUUCCACUGUCUCGGCCUUGGUUUCUCUGCAGGGUGCGGGGAUUCGGGCUGCGCUUGCAGAAGACCAGCGAGCUGGCGCCAAGGAAUGCGGUCCGCUGGUAAGGGCAGCGCAGGCGCGAAACGAAGGCCGACCAACGAGUCAAAUCGAGUUGGAUGUGGCUCGGGCUUUUGGCUCGGUGGCAACCAAUUGGUAGAGCACAUUGCGCUCGGGGGUCUGGGCACUGGGCUGAUGAGGGUGCCGGGCUCUUAGUGGCCAGACUUCAAGGGCUAGCUGCUGACAAGCGCUCGGCGCCAAUAGGUCAGACUAUAAUAAGGUCAGACGCUCGGUGCUGAGUAAUAAAUAGCAGUGGCCUCUGUGCCGUUAGGUGGUGGGCAGGUCUCGGCCUCGACGGUAACGGGCAAGCAGGUCUCGAGCAGACCAGAGUAGGAGGAUGGAAAGAAGGAGAAUAGAAAGUGCAAAAGGAGGGGGAUAGGAGGCGCAAAAGGAGGGGAGUAGGAGGUGGGAAAGGUGAGGGGGGGAACCGAAGGCGUAAAAGGGGGGAGAAUUAUAGGAGGUGGGAGGCAUCACACGACUGACGCGGGGGUCGUGGGGGUGCAGAAAAGGCAUCGAUACAAGUAGGCGCUAGGAGAACACAUUCACGAAGCAUCAUCCUGCGCGAAGAUGUAGCAAGUUUCUACCAUUGUACAGAUUGAGACACUUUGCGGCUUUGUGAAACAUCAAAAGCGACAUUCUUACUUUUUACUACGACAAAGCCGCAUCUUGAUACAACAAAGCGACAAAUGCGUAGCAAAUAACAGAUCAGCAAAAGGAACUUGUAAAAGUUUGACAAAGUAGUCCCAGGCACAUUUUUCGAAAAAAACCGUGGCGCACUCUCGUCCACCAGCUAGCAUAGUUAACAGCGCGAGUGCGCCUGUAAAUGUUUUUCAUCAUGGUCAAGAUCUGCCACGACAUGAGGAGCAGGAGCAUGGAAUGAGAAGAAGCAGUAGUAGUAGAGGACUCGGACUCCAUCGAGCAACACAAAUAGUAGCAGUGUGCUUGUG
This is a messenger RNA of Amoebophrya sp. A25, 6585 nucleotides long. Lineage: Eukaryota; Dinophyceae; Syndiniales; Amoebophryaceae. The record is from the annotation of a GenBank genome assembly.